UCGAGCCCUCGGCCGCUUCCGAGGCGGCGGAGAGCGGAAGGGAAAGAGAGCGGCGCGCUCCCUUUUCGGCUAGGUGAUCAAAAGAAGGCACGGAGAAGAAAGGAGAGGGAGCGCACGGAGACUUACUUUUGCCGCGGCUUCUCCCGGUCUUCCUUCUAUUCCCCCCUCAUCAUUCAUUCAUUCUCUCUCUCUCUCCCCCCCUAUCCCCCCCUCUCCCCUUGUUUUUGUGUGGGGGAGACGCUUAUUUAAGAGACGCCUCCACCACCUUCCCGUGCGCGCAGUCCCUUUCCAGAACGCGCCCGUCCUUUCGCGCGCCCCUUCGGACGAUCGCCUCGCACCGACUCGACGCAAGUGUUUGGCCGUCUUUGUCAAGUUCGCCUCCCCGGCUGCCUCUCCUUCCCCCGCUGCUCCCCUUCUUUGCGCCGGGCACUGAGGCGACGAGCAACUUUUUCCAAGCCGCCGCCGCCGCCGCCGCGUCGUGAGCAGAGCACCAUGGAAGUUACCGCGGACCAACCGCGCUGGGUCAGCCACCAUCACCCGGCCGUUCUCAACGGGCAGCACCCGGAUUCCCAUCAUCCUGGACUGGGCCAUUCCUACAUGGACCCCACGCAGUAUCCUCUGGCGGACGAGGUGGAUGUACUUUUUAACAUUGACGGACAGGGCAGCCACGUCCCCUAUUAUAGCAACUCGGUGCGGGCGACGGUGCAGCGGUACCCUCCGGCCCAUCACGCAGGUGGCCAGGUGUGUCGCCCGCCUUUGCUGCACGGCUCUCUCCCUUGGCUGGAUGGGAGCAAAGCACUGGGAAGCCACCACAGCGCCUCCCCCUGGAACCUGGCUCCCUUCUCCAAGACUCCCAUCCACCAUAGCUCGCCUGGACCUCUCUCUGUCUACCCUCCGGCGUCAUCCUCUACUUUGUCUGCAGGCCACUCCAGCCCACACCUGUUCACCUUCCCACCAACCCCUCCCAAAGAUGUAUCCCCGGACCCCUCCAUUUCCACCCCGGGUUCCACCGGAUCCAGCCGGCAAGAAGAGAAGGAAUGCAUUAAGUACCAGGUGUCUCUGGCUGACACCAUGAAGUUGGAGUCCUCCCAUUCCCGGAGCAGCAUGGCCUCACUAGGGGGAGCCUCUUCCUCAGCUCACCACCCCAUCUCCACCUACCCUUCCUAUGUCCCUGAAUAUGGCUCUGGACUCUUCCCCCCUAGCAGCCUGCUAGGGGGGUCGCCGACUGGAUUUGGGUGCAAAUCCAGACCUAAAGCACGUUCCAGCACAGAAGGCAGGGAGUGCGUAAACUGUGGCGCGACUUCGACCCCAUUAUGGAGGAGAGAUGGGACUGGGCAUUACCUCUGUAACGCCUGUGGACUGUAUCAUAAAAUGAAUGGGCAGAACCGUCCCCUCAUAAAGCCCAAGAGAAGGCUGUCGGCUGCAAGGAGGGCAGGAACAUCAUGUGCAAACUGCCAGACAACCACCACAACUCUCUGGAGGAGGAACGCCAACGGUGAUCCCGUGUGUAAUGCCUGUGGGCUGUAUUACAAGCUCCACAAUAUUAACAGACCCCUGACUAUGAAGAAAGAAGGCAUCCAGACCCGAAACCGAAAAAUGUCUAGCAAGUCGAAAAAAUGCAAAAAGGUCCACGACAGCUUGGACGAUUUCCCCAAGGCCAGCUCCUUCAACCCCACCGCCCUUUCGAGACACAUGUCUUCCAUCAGCCACAUCUCUCCUUUCAGCCACUCGGGUCACAUGCUCACCACACCGACUCCGAUGCACCCGCCCUCCGGCCUGUCCUUCGGGCCCCACCAUCCGUCCAGUAUGGUCACCGCCAUGGGCUAAGAGCUUAUCGGAGAGAGAGAGACUUCCCUGCUACAAUGCUUUUUAAGUUCUCAAAAUGAGAGGUACAUGAAUAUCCUUGCCUCAUUGUAGGCGAGUGCUUUGCCCAUUCAAAGCCCUUGGACACAAAUGGAAAGAAAAAGACAGACAAGAUAUAUAUAAAUUCUAAAGCUGGCUGAAGGCAUAAAAACAAAUAUUGUGGAAAGGCGACUCGUGGCUGCUGUCUCACGCUGGUGCAUUCUCAGCCGUGGAGUUGAGGUCCCCUUUGUGAAUAAACCAUUCCGGCGCAACUCCGCUCUUGAACUGGGUUUCUAGUGCUGCGAAAAAGCGACAGACCGUUUUCCGGCCCUCUUUCCUCAUCCCCAAAGAUAAGCAGAUCUAUGUUGAACACUGUAUAACUUAUAUUGUAAGAAAUGCUGUACAUUUUUGAAGAGGACUCUGACAUCAGCUUAGCUGUAAAAAGGAAAAAAAAAGGAAAAAAAUGAAAGAAAAGGAAGUGGCUUGGAGCUGUUGAUCAAAGCCCCACAAAUGAAAUGCUGAGAGGAACAUCUCGUGGUUCAGUUUGAGAAGAACGAGGUUGGACCGGCAAACAGACAAACUGCCUGUUGUGUGUUUCUUUAUUUCUCUCUCUCUCUCUCUCUCCCUCUCUCCCUCUCUCUCUCUCUCUCUCCCUUUUUCUUGUUCCUCACUGGCUCCAGUUGUUUUGAUGCAUUAAAAAAAAACCCGAAUCCAAGUUUUUGUAGGCAAAUCAUCCAUUCCAGGCUGUGAGCCUCUGAAAAAGAGGGAAAUUUUAAAUGGUUUCAAGGCAAUUGGUGUGACAUGCAAGCUUGCUCCUGCGACAAGUUCGUCCAGGCCUAUACGCAUUGUGAACCAGUUCCUGUAAUUGUUGUUAGUAUGUUAUCACUCAAAGCACCAAAAUAAGGCAAGAUGUAGAUUUAUUUCAUCCUAUGAUACAGACUCUGAAUGGUUGUACAAAUUUUACUUACUGCUAGUGUUAAAAACCGCGCUUUUGGGUUUGUUUUCAUAUUUUCCUCCUUUUUUUUUUUUUGGAGAAUAAACUAGAUUAAAUUCUAUUGCUCUGAUGCUGGUGUUUUGGAGUGCUGGAAAAAGUUCCUGUGGGCGCAGUUCCACUAGAAUGCAAUUUUACAUUUGCUGCAAGGGAAAUGCACAGAAUUGAGAAUUGUCCCUGAGGAGAUGCGCUUAUUCCCCGCCACCCGCCACCCGUUGCUUCUGCCUGUAAGAAGCAUUAAAACGACAUGUUGCAAUGUCCCAGUGAAGCAGGGACAUCACCUGUGUUCCGGAUCUUGACCCUUGUAAUC
Molecule: messenger RNA, 3143 nt
Organism: Varanus komodoensis (Komodo dragon)
Lineage: Eukaryota; Metazoa; Chordata; Lepidosauria; Squamata; Varanidae
Gene: GATA3
Product: GATA binding protein 3
Exons: 6
Coding region: 493-1827 (444 amino acids)
Biological process (GO): positive regulation of transcription by RNA polymerase II; embryonic organ development; negative regulation of transcription by RNA polymerase II
Cellular component (GO): nucleus
Molecular function (GO): DNA-binding transcription factor activity, RNA polymerase II-specific; RNA polymerase II cis-regulatory region sequence-specific DNA binding; zinc ion binding
Source: RefSeq, a predicted model, not a curated record